AUGGCCGGCGCCAACGACAGCUUUUCCAACCUCGAGAAGUACCGUCUACAACUCGAGGAAAAUGUCAACCAGUUGAAAACGGCCCUCCAACAUUGGCAAACUUGGGAUGCCGAAUACGAAGCUCUUAAAGAAGAAGUUGAAGCUAUUCAGGAACCAUACUCACCCGACGAGUUACGUCGCAUUCAUGACGAAUUCGAUGGGGAGCUGCUAAUCGGGAAAGAGAUUGACGAAGUUUUUGGUUUACAAGAACUAAAAUCCAGGGCUCAGAUUAUCAAUGUAUUACAAAGGCGCAUCGACUAUGUCGGCAAAAACGUUUCGAGUCUAGAGAAGCAGCUCGAAACAGCAGAGAACAAGUAUGCUACUGCUACAGUUGUGAGCCAACCGGAUAUCGUGGAUGAAGAUGGCCAGCCCAUCACUGAAAUCAUAGAGGAGCUAGACGAUGAUGAUAAUGUUGUUUCAUAUCGUCUCAACCAGCCUGGAAAUGCUUUACCAAAGGUCAAAGAGGCCCUGGAGAAGGCGGGAGUUGAUGAUCUCCAAGGUGAGACUCAAGCGAUAGAAGAAAACGCUCCAUCGACCACGCCGGCGGAGAAAAGGCCGUCUUCUGCGAUCUCAUUGAAGCCCAGACCGACGGCCUCACCUAAACCAUCUGGCUCAGAAACACUGCCCGCGCCGUCAGCCAAAAAAAGUGUAUCAUUCUCAGAGGAUGUGGAAGUCUCAAACCCGCCACCGGCAGAAAUGUCUAUAAGGGCCAAACGGGUGGACAAAAUAAUGAGGACUGCCAAGGAACAAGAAAGCAUUAGCAAUGAAAAGCCAAUUAUUCCGGAUGAUGAAGAUUCUGACGAUGCUGAGCUGAGACAACAAAUGUUGCAGUACGGCAUGGGCGAGGUCGGGGCUGUGGUUGCCGAGUUGGACCUAGAGGAAGUCGACUCAGACGACGAUAGCGGCUUUGGCUAUGGCGACGAUGAUUUCGAUGAUGACUUCGAUGACGAGGAGGGCGAAGAGGACAAGUACGGCCGGUACACUGGACGUGUUGUUACUGAUAAGUACCGUCAGCGGAUGCUUGAAUUGGAACAGAGACUGGGUAUUAAAUCCCGCUUCACUGAGCAAGCUGAGCAAAAGGAAGACGGCGAAAAGUCAACCGACGAUUCCGAAGGGAUAGGCAGGAUCGUUGUCAACCGAGAGCCUGGGACUUCAUCAUCGGCAACGAAACCUGCUCCUUCAAAAUCUAAUAUUAAGGAGAGGAAAAACGGAGAUGUCGAGGAAAAGAAAGGUGUUCGGUUUGCACAGGCACUCGACAUUGCCCCAGAGGAUGAAGCAGCAGCCGCUCAGCCAGCUGUAAAGGAAACGCCAGUCAUCGAGCCUUUGGGGGAUGUCGUUGAACGGACAAGCUCUACAAAAGUUACUGAGCCGAAAACAACUCGCAAGCCGUCGAGAUUUAAAAAGUCCAGAGACGACAGUGCACCAAAUGAUCACAUUCCAAAGGGGCCUUUUGAUGUUCCCUCGAAAUUCGUGCAGCAGCAGCAGCAGCAACAACCACAGCGAACCGUACCUACCGGACCGGAGGGUUCGACCAUUGCCAAUACCUUGGUAGAACGCGAAAACUCAUCCAAUGUCCUUGCUCCAGACGAGUUUGACGACUCCAUGGCACACCAGGAAAUUGCCGAUGAGUACCAGCGCAUGCGCAGAAAAUUUAUUCAUCGUGACGGCGGUUUCUUGAAGGAGGACGAGUCUGUCAUCCAACCACUAGACGAGGCCGAUGGCGGACAACCGAUGAGUCGCUUUAAGGCUGCGCGACUAUCAAGGCAAUAG
Molecule: messenger RNA, 1809 nt
Organism: Pochonia chlamydosporia 170
Lineage: Eukaryota; Fungi; Ascomycota; Sordariomycetes; Hypocreales; Clavicipitaceae
Product: udp-galactose transporter like protein
Exons: 1
Coding region: 1-1809 (602 amino acids)
Biological process (GO): negative regulation of phosphatase activity; negative regulation of transcription by RNA polymerase II
Molecular function (GO): chromatin binding; phosphatase inhibitor activity; transcription corepressor activity
Source: RefSeq, a predicted model, not a curated record